AUGGGUAGCUGCACUGCACCUUUGUCUCAGCUGGAGAGGACCUCCGACAAACACAGUGUAGAGAAGGAAUCCUUAACAGCUGUAGACUAUGGGUCUAAGACCAUGGGAUUAAUGACUGAGAAUCCAGCAAGCGAUGAAUUGGAGGACCAUAUUAUUCACAAUGACAAACCUAAUAUGACUACUACUUUGAACUUGAAGAGUAAAAGCCUUACAUCACGACUGUCAUUUGGUGGUUUCCUAUGGAGGACUAAAAGUGCCACAAUUAAAUAAAUAAAUACACCAUUAAAUAAUUACUUAAAUGUGUCAUUAAUUAAUUAAAAUUAGAAUUAAAUACAUAAAUGUGUAAUUAAAUGUAUCAUUAAUUAAUUCAAAUACCGAUUCAUUUUAUGUAAAAUACAUAUAUAAUAAUUUCACUAUUUACAUUUACAUUUCAUGGUCCUGCGUUGGAGUGCUUCCUGAAUUACUUAAAACUGUCAAACUGACCCAUCAAAAGUUGGUAGGCGGAACCUAACGCCUGAUUGGUUACCCUCUGCAUCAAGCCAAGACAAAUCAAUUCCGGAUAAUGUCAGCAGGUCCUGCUUCUACAUCCUCUGCUAAGUUUAAAAUGUCUCUAACCAACUCCCUGGAAAGUUCACGGAGAUCCUCCAUUGUCUCUAUCCAGGUUGGCCUACUCUACUUCAGACCAAAGCAAUGGAUCAGACUAGAUUCGCGUUAGCCCCGCCCACUGACUUUGAUGGGUCAGUUUGACAAUUUUAAGUAAUUCAUGAAUCACUGCAAUGCAGGAUCAUGAAAUGUAAAUGUAAAUAGUGAAAUAAUUAUAUAUGUAUUUUACAUAAAAUGAAUCGGUAUUUGAAUUAAUUAAUGACACAUUUAAUAACACAUUUAUGUAUUUAAUUCUAAUUUUAAUUAAUUAAUGACACAUUUAAGUAAUUAUUUAAUGGUGUAUUUAUUUAUUUAAUUGUGGCACUUUUAGUCCUCCAUAGUUUCCUGCCCAAACUCCCACAAAGGGCCAAACCCUCUGAACCAUACUGAGUGCAAUAGUGUGACUGAUUUUGGGAAACUUCUGAAGAAGAAUAGCUUGGUUGGCACUCAUGAACUGAGGAGCAACACCUUGAUGGACAACAUUGAUGAUGAAGUGCUUCCAGACAUUAGCAGUGAAGCAGACUUAUCAGAAUCUUUGGACACAAAGUCUCCUCAGAGGGUCGACGACAAGGGAAAUCUUUUCCAAGGCAAGGUGAUUGAGGAUGUUGUGGAGAAUUAGGUUUUUAAAGAGCCGGUCCUAACUACUACCCAAAGUCAGAAGAGACCCCUACCAGGAGAGGGCCAUGAAGACCCCAUGGACCAGGAAAAGAGGAGGAAGCCAUCGAUGGAAAACAUCAGAGAAAUGGUAAUUGCUAUGUUUUUCAUAUCAGUUAACCUUUCUUUGUUAAAUGUAAUCAAUACAAGUUAAUACAUUUGUAUGCUUUUACAUUUUAUCUUGACAGAUGCCACCCACACAGGUAGUUCAGUAGGACAGUAACUGUACAGGAGCUGCAGCUGAUGCUUCCAUCAGCAACUCCAACCUCCUAUGUGAGGGAACAUUUGAGUCAAGUGAGUUAUGAGGCUCUUUUACUGCUGUCAUUUCUUCUAUCUCACUCAAACAUAUUCAACAUCCCCUUGUCUGUCUUGAUCCCUUUUUAAAGUGCAUUGUCUAGAUCAGGUAGGAAAUACUAACUUGAUUCCGUUUUGCAGCUUACAGACAAAGCCAAUUAGUCACAGCUUGAGGACACUGGGGAUACACAUUUGAUGUACGGAAGGAAUGUCAUCAACUCUCCCUUUUACAUUGACUUUUCCUGUUAACAUUUCAGCUAUACUGUGUUUUCACUGCUCUUUCACAUUUCAUGUCAGAAACUCCAAGAUGGCAGCAUUACAGUGGCUGAGUUCCUGAAACUCUUCAGCAUCGACUUUGUCAUCCAUAAACCUCGUCAGAGUAUUCUGCCUGGCAGAGUAAAUCUUAAACCUUUGUUUUUAGAAUUGUAUUUUGCUAACAAAAUGUAAUUACUAACUUUUGGGCAAUUAUUACAAAAGAUAAUAAAGGUACUAUAUACAGAUUUCCCCCUUCUUAUAGAUUGCACCAGAUCUGGAUCGCAAAACAGAGGACUUGUUAAUUGAGAAGCAUAUUAACCAUCUCAAACAGCGGGUAUAUGAGACGGACUGCCAGAUACUCAAAGAAAUGGUGGAGGGGUAUGUUUAAUGAUACAUGUCAUUGCCAACUCAUUGUAAAGCUUUAUAUAUCAUUUUGUUUACUGUAAGAUUAAGUAAAAAAAAUUAUGCUCAAAUCUGUAACCUGCUUUUAGUAAAUAACAAGCCACGUAUAUCUAUUUGGUGUAUUUUCAGGUUGAAAGCACGUCUGAGAGACCAAGACAAUCUUCUGAAAAGUGUUCAUGGGACACUUUGGGAGGCAGUGAAUAGCUUUUCAGAUGAAGAGUAUUUUAUUUUAUUUGGUUAUUUGUGGAUUUGUCUCCCUCUUGCUAUUUCUAGUCAAAGGUGGAUAUAGAAAUGAUCCAUUUGGACAACCCGUCUUGAUGUUGUGGCUUAUCCCCAGUUGCAGCUUUUUGGUGCCAAGUUGAAAGAGAGGAGGACAUUCUUCAGAAAGAGAAGCAAAGUGCGCUCAUGAAAUGAAAGCCGUUUUGUACUCUGACCUUGUGCACACAACUCUGGUAAGACCCUUGAUGAGAAUGAGAAUCCCUUAAUUAUGUUGCGCUAGUAACCUUUUGGACGGAAAUAUACUUACGCGUUCCACAUUUGUGUGUGUGCAUAACUCGGCUAAUAAACUGUUUCAUUGAUGUCCCAUUACGUCUUCACAGGAGGCACAACAUAACUUGAGAGAAAAGAUUGAGAAGAUGGAUAAGUUGCUGAAAGACCUUGAUGGAUGUCUAUAUGACUUGGAAGCUUGUAUUUGUCACGCCCUGGCUCUGGGGACUCUAAUAUGUUGAGCCAGGGUGUGUAGAGUCUAUGUGUUUUGUUCUAUGUUCUCAUUCUAGUCAUUUGUGUUUCUAUGUUGGCCAGUGUGGUUCUCAAUCAGAGGCAACGUGAAUCAGCUGUUGCUUGUUGUCUCUGAUUGGGAACCAUACUUAAGCAGCCUGUUUUCCACAGUGUAUUGUGGGAUCUUGUUCCGUGUUCCUGUGUAGGUUUGUGUUUGCACUUUUGGACGGCACGUAUCGAUUUUGUUGUUUUGUUCGUGUAAGCAUUUAAUAAAUAAGUAUGUUUGCAUUCCACGCUGCGCCUUGGUCCUCCUCCUUCGACGAUCGUGACAGAAGAUCCCACCAGAACUGGACCAAGCAGCGGGUCCAGGAGCCAUCGCCAGGGAAAUCUCUAGCGGAUAUCCAGCGCCUCCUCGACUGGGUCAAGCCGUGUGAGCAAGAGAGGGGCUUGACUUGGAAGCAGAAGGGCGAAAGGCUGGCGAGAGAUCUGGAGACCUGGUCCACGGGAAGGAGAGAAGCCCAGAAUUUUUAGGGGGGGGCUCACGCCGUGGACGACGGGGCAGCAGGAGACCGCGAUAGAGCGGCCCAGCGGGUUGGCAGAGGAGGCCGCCAGGUUACGGGGGCCACUGGUCAAAAAGGGGAAGGAAGGUGUAGAGGCACGGCGAGAGGUACUGGGGUGUGUUACCAGUCCGGUCCGGCCCGUUCCUGAUCCCUGCGUAGGGCCAGUGGUGUGUGUCCCCAGUACGAUCCGGUCUGUUCCUGUCCCUUGCACCGAGCCUGUGGUGCGCGUCGCCAGCCCAGUCCGGUCCAUUCCUGCUCUCCGCACCAAGUCAGUGGUGCGCUUCGUCAGCCCGGUCCGGCCCGCUCCUGCUCCCCGCACCAAGCCAAUGGUGGGCGUCGCCAGCCCGCCCCGGCCUGUUCCUGCUCCCCGCACCAAGCCUAUGGUGCGCGUCGCCAGCCCGGCCCGGCCUGUUCCUGCUCCCCGCACCAAGCCUAUGGUGCGCGUCGCCAGCCCGGCCCGGCCUAUUCCUGCUCCCCGCACCAAGCAUAUGGUGCGCGUCGCCAGCCCGGCCCGGCCUGUUCCUGCUCCCCGCACCAGGCCAAUGGUGCGCGUCGCCAGCCCGGUCCGUCCCACUCCUGCUCCCCGCACCAAGCCUAUGGUGAGCGUCGCCAGCCCGGUCCGGCCCGUUCCUGCUCCCCACACCAAGCCAGUGGUGUGCGUCGUCAGUCCGGCACGGCCCGUGCCUGUUCCACCGGUGCCUGGUCCGGCACCGGUCAGCUGCUUCACGCCGGAGCUAGAGCAAUCCGCUCCACCAGUGUGCAGUUCAGCUCCGGUCAGCAGGGCCAGACCGGACCAGGGGUACUUUGGGGGGUUGGAGAGGGAGUGGGGAUCAGGCCCGGAGCCGGAUCCGCCGCCAAGGCAGAGUGCCCACCCGGUCCCUCCCCUGUGGUGUUUGGUUGGCGCGGCCGGAGUCCGCGCCUUUGGGGGGGGGGGGGUACUGUCACGCCCUGGCUCUGGGGACUCUAAUAUGUUGAGCCAGGGUGUGUAGAGUCUAUGUGUUUUGUUCUAUGUUCUCAUUCUAGUCAUUUGUGUUUCUAUGUUGGCCAGUGUGGUUCUCAAUCAGAGGCAACAUGAAUCAGCUGUUGCUUGUUGUCUCUGAUUGGGCACCAUACUUAAGCAGCCUGUUUUCCACAGUGUAUUGUGGGAUCUUGUUCCGUGUUCCUGUGUAGGUUUGUGUUUGCACUUUUGGACGUCACGUAUCGAUUUUGUUUUGUUCGUGUAAGCAUUUAAUAAAUAAGUAUGUUUGCAUUCCACGCUGCGCCUUGGUCCUCCUCCUUCGACGAUCGUGACAGUAUUUUGGAUUUUAGUUCAUUUUGACAAUUUCAAUAUUUUCCACUGUAAUCCCAUUUGAAUUUGAACCAAUGGACAUAAUAUCAGUUUUCAUAAUGCAUGCUUGUCAUCCUCUUAAGAUAAUUGGGUUAUUAGAGGUGGUAAUUGAUUAGAAUUUUCAGAGGUUUUUUCAUGCUUCUUUUGUCUUCUGUCUGCCACACAACUUGUAGCUUUGGAAGGCACCGGGGUAGAGAACUGUGAGAUGACUUUGAAAUCAAGGCAGCAAGGUAACUUGUGAUACUACAAAAUCUUCAGGUUUUUUUUUUUAUUAAUCAAUGGUGUGCUUGGUAUUUGAUGUAUUUAUGUUGAAUUACACUCUUAACAGGGGUGGAGAAUGUAAACAAAGCAAUUGCAGAGAGUGAAAGGUAGGCCGACAUUUCUUGAAUCAUAAUUUAGUGCAAAUAAAUUUAGAUUUAGUCCAUUUCAGUUUUUCUUUUUGCCAGAGCUAUGGUCUCUCUAUAGAGAUUUUGAUUUGUGUUACAUUACUCGCUUCCGCCGAAUGUGCGCACAAAUAGAAAACAUACGUUUUUCUCCACAGGCAAAUGUGUGAAUUGGAAAUGCAGAAGAAAAACUCUGUGGACGAAGUGGACAGGCUCAGAAAGGAAACUCUGGAACUUGAGAACCACAUUGCCAUGCUGGAUAGGUCCGUUUCUGAUUUUCUGUUAUAUCAGGGACCCCCCCCCCCCCCCCCCCGCAUGUACAACUAUCAUUCCAUUCUACUUUGA
Coregonus sp. 'balchen' is the source of this 5579-nucleotide messenger RNA. The record is from the annotation of a GenBank genome assembly. Lineage: Eukaryota; Metazoa; Chordata; Actinopteri; Salmoniformes; Salmonidae.